This is a messenger RNA of Corythoichthys intestinalis (scribbled pipefish), 1279 nucleotides long. RefSeq names its product regulatory factor X-associated protein (gene rfxap). The transcript is spliced from 3 exons. Bases 280 to 921 code for a protein of 213 amino acids. The record is from RefSeq and is a predicted model, not a curated record. Gene Ontology annotation, cellular component: nucleus. Gene Ontology annotation, biological process: regulation of transcription by RNA polymerase II. Lineage: Eukaryota; Metazoa; Chordata; Actinopteri; Syngnathiformes; Syngnathidae.
GAAACGAAGAAGAAAAGCAACACAAGAAGAAGAGCUGGCCAACAAUUAUUAUUAGCUAGAUCACAAACACACCUCCCUCAUUAAAUUAUCUCAUAUUCUAUGAAGCGCAGCCUUCUUUUUUCUGUUAAUCGUUACUUUAUGUUGUUCCAUGUUGUUAAAUGGUUGCAAUAUCGGCUAACUGCUGCUAACUCGGGCGGGUGGAGCUGGGGCUCGUAAGCCGCCUUCAGCGUAUUUUUAGCUUGACAGCGGGGUCGUAUUUGCCAUUUUCCACCACCAAACAUGAGCGACGACGAAACCGCUCUCCGCAAGGACUCCUCCAAAGCCAUUCUGCUCACUAAAGACGGCCAGCGCUACAUCGUGGGUGACAGCCGCUCCGUGGACAGCCGUGACGUGAUCACACUUAUCCCCAUGGAGAACGCCGACCUCAUGGAACUGGACGACGCGGACGAGGAGAGCGACGUAUUGGACACAUCCGACGCGCGUGACGGCGCCGUCAGCCCGGAGGAGCUCAACGACGACGAAGCGUCGGAGGGAGACGGCGCCGCGCCCAAGCAGUGCACUUACGACGGCUGCACCGAGACUACUACGCAGGUUGCAAAGCAACGAAAGCCCUGGAUGUGCAAGAAGCACCGCAACAAGAUGUAUAAAGACAAGUACAAGAAGAAGAAAAGCGACCAGGCCAUGUCCACCAACAAAAUUGACGACAACUGUGAGGAGCGGCCCGUGUCCGUCAACAAGCAGCGUUUAGGAGUCAUGGGGGACCGCCCAGUGCGACCCUCCCUCAUUGAGCAGGUGCUUAACCAAAAAAGACUGUCGCUGCUUAGGAGUCCCGAGGUGAUCCACUUCCUUCAGCAGCAGCAGAACAUCUUGGCGACGCAGAGUCGAGGCCUGGCGCUGCAGCACAACUUUAGCGGAUGCUGACCAUCAACACACGUGCCAAGCAGUCUGCCACCAUUAUUUAUUGUAUUUACAGCCAUUGUGUUUUAGUUUUUGUUGUUUCUGAUGUAUUGUUGAUUUCACAACAUUUGUUGACAGUUUUGUUGCUUUGAGGAAAAACCUGAAGGAAAUGUCCACUAACAGAAAUGUUGUAUUCAUCUGCACAAGCUCUAUGAUCUUUGAGCACAGUGAAAUAAAAAUAUUUAAUUAAAACUCUUGAAUUACAUUAAGUUCAUGCAUAUAGUUGUCUGUGCCUCAUUAGCCUAAUACACGAGUCACAAAUCCGCUGUAAUAUUAGUUUGACCGAGCUCAUUUUAGCCUUGGAGGAAAAAAAGUUCAAUAU